AUGGUUCACAAGAAUAUAGACAUCCAGAUAGAACAGAAAGAAAAUGGAGACAAUCUGAUGUCAGACCAGAGUCACACACUUGUGAUGAUAAAGGAUGGGACCGUGAGAAGGUCAUUUCAGAAUACCAAGAAAUCAUCAUCUUUGAAGGAACCAAGAGCUGUGGAAUAUUCACCAAGGAGUGAAGCUUCUAAAGAUGUUAAGAAAGGUUUUACCAACCAGGGAAAAACAACAGGGGGAAGCUCAAAGAAAACAACAGUGAGGUAUGUAGAGAACCAAGAGGAUACGAACAGUAAAACGGUAGAAAAGACCAUUGAAUUGCCAUCGUCAAAGUCAUUUACUAUUGUGCAGCACUAUAUUGCCGGAACUCUGCAAAGGUUACAAGACCAAGGGUUUUCUGUAUCCUUAACUGAUAACAAAGUAUGCAUUAAAGGGAAAGUUGAGGAUAUUGAAGAUGGCAUACAGGAACUGACAUCAGCUGUGAAGGCUGUUGACAGCUUAUAUGAUGAAACACUUGCUUUUUCAUCAAGUACCAAGUUAACUGAUGUUCGCAAAGAAGUAAAUCAAAUUGAAGAAUAUAUGGAUGUGUGUUUUAUUAUUAAUGAAAAGAAAAAGACUGUCACAGUUCAUGGAAAAAAUAUAAAAGAUGUAUCAGAAGCAAAACAUGAAUUAGAAAAAUGUUUGAUUGGCACCUUACAGAACAGUCAUACUUCCCAAAAUUCUGGAAAUAUAAAACAACAGAAAAACAUUGAAACUGAUAUGACCAUCAGAGAACCAACAAAAGCAAAACAAAGAAUUGAAAGGAGUUUUUCAUGGUUGCCAGAUUCAGAGAAUUGUAAAAUGUUUCUCACCAAACAAAAUAUAAAAAUUAAAGUUUAUUCUGCAAAUAUCUUAGUAUUACCAGUUGACUGUAUAGUAAACGCUGCAAAUAUCAACUUAGCACAUGGUGGUGGAGUUGCAAGAGCAAUUGCAAAGGCAGCAGGAAAAGAUCUUACAAAGGAAGGGUAUGAUUACCUGAAAAGUCAUGGCAAAUUGAAAGUAGGGGAAGCAUGCUAUACCAAAGCUGGACAACUGCCAUAUAAACUGGUAAUUCAUGCAGUUGGUCCAUGUUGGUCAGACUAUACACCACAUUCUCAGGCAAUGGUAGACAGGUGUGAAUUGGAUUUGUAUAAUGCUGUUAUCAACAGUCUUUCUUUAGCAGAGAGGUGUGACAUGCAAACAAUAGCAAUCCCAGCUAUUAGCUCAGGCAUAUAUGGUUGUCCAGCAGAUGUAUGCUGUGUACAGUAUGGAAGAGCUGUACUUCAUUACAGUCAGCUGUCAAAAUGUCCACUUAAAGAAAUUCAUUUUGUGGACAUAAACAAAGACAUUGUCUGUGACAUAAAGCAAACAUUUGAAGUUAUGAUUCGAGAUGAGAAUUUACCAAGCACUUACAACAAAGCAAAAUAUAUUAAAAAGCAGACUGGGCGAGACAAAAAAAAUAGUAAAGAUGCCUCUGAUAAACUGCAGUCUCCCAGAAAUAACUUCAUGAAAUCAGAUGGUAAACCAGCAACACAGAGUAUGCAUUCGGCUGAUAGAAAUAGAAGUCUCCAGCAAAGUACAUCUCCAGCCACAUUGCGAGCAGGGUAUCUGUAUGAAUCUGGUGAACAACCUCCUGGGCAUCACAAAAAGUCAUACACAUACACUGUAGGUCAAGGACAGAAAAUAUAUAUAUAUUCAGGAAAUUUAUUAACUUUACGAACAAUUGAUAUGAUUGCAUGUGGUGAGGUUCCAAAAGGAGUUGGACAGGGAAAAGUUACGCAGAAGCUCCUUGAACUUGGAGGUGAGAGGUAUAAGUCACAGAAGAAAAGUGCAUUUACUUCUGCAGUGAAACCAGGAGACAUUGUAUUUUGUAAAGGUGGUGCAAGUAAUUUCCAGUGGGUAGCACACGCAGUUCUAAAUCCAUGGAGUAACCCUGGUAAAGUUGAGGAUAUAUGGCAGGCUGUCAGCAAUAUAUAUGAGGACAUAUUUUAUGGGAUGAUGAAACGUGGAUGCCAUUCACUGGCACUACCCCUAAUAGGAACAGGUAAAGGCAAUGCAGACCCUAAAAGCUGUGCACGGAAUCUAUUUGAAAGCCUCGUGAUGUUUUGUUCCAAAAACAAAUCAUACAAAUUUGAUAUCCAUCUUGUUCAUAUGGAAUCAGACAAAACAAAGAUGGCAAUUGGGGUUCUAAAAGGAAUGGUCCAGAAUCUGGUGACAGAUGCAAAUCCCACCUCAUCGUUUCCAAAUAGCCAGAGAAGAACAAAUGAUACACGUUCAACUAGAGGUAAACCUCAAGGAAGACCUGCAUCUGCUUCCUUCCACCAAGCAUCAAAACCCAAAAUGCCAGUGAAUGGAUCAAGCAGUUGUGAUUCUAGGCGACCAAGUAGAGGAAACAGGACUCCUAACACUCAAAAAGGUUUUGACAGUAGAAAAUCAAGAAUACAAGGACCACCUAGACAUACGGAGUAUGAUAAAAGUUGCUACACAUCUGGGCAACAGAGAUUUGGUGACAAAAGCCAUUCUAAAGAUGAAGACCUAUAUCAUUUUCCUCAAGAAGAAGAAGAAGAAGAUUUUCCUCAAGAAGAAGAUUUUCAUCAAGAAGAAGAUGCAGUAUCAAAUGAUUCUGAUUCUAGUGCAGAUGGCAAAGAAAGUGGUGAAAAUGUGACUGGAAACCUAAAGAUAGUUGAGGUUUCAAACACAGACAGCCAAAAAGAUAACUUUGGUACACAUAAGACAGAAUUUGCAAUGUCUGAGGAAAUGCGCAAGAAAGAUGAAUCAUCUCAUGAUGUGUCUGAUGAAGAAUCUGAUAAGGAUGACAAUAAUCAGGAAGAGGAUGCUGAAACAUGUGUAAUAUGCAUGGAGGAUAUCACAGAUCCACAAAAAUUAUCAUGUGGACAUGUGUUCUGCGCUGAUUGCAUUAAGGAGCAGUUCACUUACAAACAAGCAUGUCCAACUUGUGGCAAAGUGUGUGGAAUCAUAAAAGGGGAUCAGCCAUAUGGGCAGAUGGAUGUAGUUAUCAAUGAUAGGGCUUCCUGCGCAGGAUUUGAAAGUAGCGGAAGGAUAGAGAUAACUUACAAAUUUCCUGAUGGAACACAAGAAGAUAAUCAUCCAUGUCCUGGUCAAAGAUACAAAGGGAUUACAAGAACAGCAUAUCUUCCAAACAAUAGGAAAGGAAGAGAGAUUUGUGAUAUGCUCAAAGUAGCAUUUAAAAGGAAGUUAGUCUUCACCAUUGGAAGGUCGAGAACUACUGGUGCAGAUGGUGUGAUAACAUGGAAUGAUAUACACCACAAGACAGACCCUAAACCACACUCUCAAUUUGGGUAUCCCGACCCUACAUAUCUGGAUAGGGUGACAGAGGAACUUGAAGUCAAAGGUGUUACUGUGAAGGAUAUACCAACUGAUCAUGCAGCAAGACCCAGGCGCAGAUGAACCAUAUUGUAUUAAAAAAUAUGUAUUUUUAUUUUGUUGACUGACUGUGUUAUUUAGAAAAUUGUGAAUGCUUGUAUUGUUAGGGAAACCUAUCAUUACAACAAUAGAUUGUUGAGAAUGUUUAUAUUCUGUUUGUUUGCUUUACAGUAUUUUUAGCAUUUGUGAUCACUGUCUGUCAUCUGUAGUAAAUCUCUCCUGGUAUGGUUCUAUUCAAAAGUUUUCCAAACGGUUCUGCUUGGUUGCUUAUGGAGUCAGUUAGAAAUAUUCAAAUGACAUCUUCUGUUGUCAGAUUUUGGAAUAAUUUCACAGAAAUUUACCUUAGAGCUUGGUCAAAUAAUCAGAUUCAUCUAACAAUUCUUUGGUUACUUUUCCCUGUAAAUAUAUAGUUGUAACUUAGGGUCCAUGUUUUGGAGAAAAAAGUUUGAACAUCAUUAAAUCAUAGAAAGAAAGAAUUGUUUUACAUGAAAAUUAAACAGCAUAUAAAACAUUGAUAUUAUUCUAAAAAACCAUUGUCAAUUUACUCAUAUAUUUAUUGAAUUCCGGAAAGGGACUGUAUGAAGGGGCCAUGCUUCUGGGCAGUUCAGCACCUUUAAGAACUCAUUAACAAAUGGCAUUUUUUUAAAGGGGAGGGGGGCAACUCUUAGAAUAUUUGAAGUAUCCAAUUCUACAGCACAGAACAGUAAAAAUGUACUGGACAGAUAGGUUGUUUGUAAAGAUGUUGUUUGUCACUAAACAUUUCUGUGGUUUUUGAUAUACUGCUAAACCUUAACAAAACUUCUUGUUAUAAACUGCUGGACCAAUAUUGAAAUAAUUUUGUAAGCUUGUUCCUUAAAAGACCCUGUACUGAGUGUGUUAAAAGUUCCAUAAUUCAAAACUGUGGCCAUUAGUAGGCAUGAUCUUUUGUCCCUAUAUGUAUAUAAAUAGUGGGAACUAAAAAACUGCUUGCCUGAUUAUAGAAUAAUUUUACACAAAUGACAGUUGACAAACAGCGUCUUAUUGGCGAACAGUUACCCUAAACUACAGCUGUUCAAAUAAGUCAAAUUCCUCAAAAACAGACACCAGAGGACAUGGUCAGUUUUCCCAUUAUGUAUAUAGUUAAAACUUCCAAGAAACAACUUGACAGAUUAUUUAAUCAUUUCACACAAAUGGGAUGAUUCUUUACCAAGAUUAUUCACAUUAUUCCAGUACAUCAGAAAAUUAGGCAAUGUUGAAAAUACAAAAAAUUUCAAACUCCAAUAGCAACCCUGCACUUAUAUUGUUAAAGCCAUCUUAGUAUGUUAAUAAAACAGGUCUACAUGUAUUGCUGUUUUGAAUGAAAACAUUUGCAGGCCAAUUUUUAUGCCCCACUUAAAAGAGGGAGGGGUAUAUUGUAUUGCAGAUGUCGGUCUGUAUGUACACCAAUCGGUUUCCGGAUGAUAACUCAAGAACGCUUGGACCUAGGAUUAUGAGUAUUGAUAGGGAGCUUGGUCAUGACCAGCAGAUAAACCUUAUUUAUUUUGAGGUCAGUAGGUCAAAGGUCACGGUCAAAGUGACCCGGAACAGUUAAACGGUUUUGCGAUGAUAACUCAAGAACGCUUGGGCCUAGGAUUAUGAGUAUUAACAGGGAGCUUGGUCAUGACCAGCAGAUAAACCUUAUUGAUUUUGAGGUCAGUAGGUCAAAGGUCAAUGUCACAGUGACCCGGAACAGAUGAACAGUUUCCGGAUGAUAACGCAAGAAUGCUUGGGCCUAGGAUCAUGAAAGUUGAUAAGGAGGUUGAUCAUGACCAGCAGAUGACCCCUAUUGAUUUUGAGAUAAGCAGGUCAAGGUCACAGUAACCCGGAACAGUUAAAUGGUUUCCGGACGAUAACUUGAGAACGCUUGGACCUAGGAUCACGAAACUUAAUAGGAUGGUUGGUCAUGACCAGCAGAUGACCCCUAUUGAUUUUGAGGUCAGUAUGUCAAAAGUCAAGGCCACAAUGACCCUGAACAAUUAAACCGUAUAUGGAGGAUAACUUAAGAACGCUUGGGCCUAGGAUAACGGAACUUAAUAAUGAGGUUGAUCAUAACCAGCAGAUGACCCCUAUUGAUUUUAAGGUCAGUAGGUAAAAGGUCAAGGUCACAUUGACCCAGAACACUAGAACAUUUUUGGCCUAAUAACUAGAGAAUGCUUUGGUCUAAGAUUGCUUUUGAUACGGAGGUCACUUAUGACUGGUAAAGGACCCAUAAUCAUUAAUUUGAGGUCAAUACGUCAAAUGUCCAGCGCAUAGUGAUCAAAUGAUUUCUGUUUCUUGUGCAGUUACUGAAUGCAUAAAGGGGGGCAUUUCGUGUUCUACGAGCUCUUGUUAAAGUUAUUUUAUAAGAAAUGUUUAUUGGGUGCUUUUACCUGUUCGAACUAUGAAGCGAAGGUGAGUGAAUUAAGACCUUCAUGGUCCCCAUGUGAUUAUUUCUUGGUUUUAUCUAUUGCUUGAUUUUCAUAUUUUGUAGAUACCUAUAUUUAGAUGUUUUCAUCACAACAGUCAGUAUUUUACAUUUAUAGAUAAAAAGAAAAUAUCAAUUUGAUUUUUAUCAGUGAAUAUCUGACAAAUUAUAUCCUGAUAAACUGAAUGUUCAGAGAUUAUGUUUGGUACUUAGCUUGACCUUCACUGUCACCUUGCUUAGGGUCAGAUUUAUAUGUCAAUAAUUCUAUAAGACUUAUCUUUCAUUCUCAUCCUUUCCUUAUUUAUUUGUUGAGAAUAAGCCAUCAGACAGGCUUACUGAAGGUCGGGUAAACCUACAUGCUUGCCUCAGCCUUAGAUAAUGUCCAAAGGGUACAUUACUCAAGAAAAUUGUCAUUGCUACCGUAAACUCAACCAAAAAUGCGUAUUUGGUUUGAAGAUCAACAAUAUGUAUUUUGUCAUUUUUUAGGUAAACAUGUGCUUUAGUAUAGAAUUACUCAAAUGCUUACAUGAACAUGAAGAAUAUGCAGGCACCCAUGUAAAACUGUAAAAACCAAAUUAAAAUUUUUCAUGUAACUGUAUUGUAUUUUCUUUUUUUUUGCUUGCCUAAGCACAGACUGCUCAUAAUGAUAUAUUGUGAUCACGCUGUGUCCGUCUUCCAUUGUGUGUGCAUCCACCCAUCCAUCAUCAACAAUUUCUUUAAAUGACAUCUCAUCCAAAACCACAGAUUGGAUUUGGAUGAAACUUUACACAAAAGAUCUCUGGAUAGCCUUUUUCAAAGUUGUUUAAAUGGUUCUGGUUCAUUGAACAUAUGGGCCACUAUGGUUAAAAAUAUGUUUUCAGCUAUCAAAAUUUAAAAGUCUUCUUCUUUGAAGCAAUAAUAGCUAGAGCCUUGAUAUUUGGUUUUUGAUAUCAGGGUUUGACUCUUUACUGUUGUUCAAAUUACUGCCCUAGGGUCAGAAAUAGCCACAUCUCUGGGUGUGAGAUGUAUAAACGACAUGCUGAUAUAUAAGAAACUUUGAAUAUCUUCUUCUCUGAAACCAUAAUAGCAAGAGCCUUGCUAAUUAUAUAAACCUAACUCUGUUCUUGUACCAUUACAUUAUACAAACACACUUGAAGCCUUUUACACAGGUGAGCGCUGUAAGGUAAAUAAACCUCUUGUUAGAUAAACAUUGUGACAUUCUGAUGUAAGGGUAAAAUUUGAUUAAAACCACUGAAAAGACAAUGUAUGAAAGGGGAAUGUGUUUAUUUCACUUUAUUAACAAUCUCAUUUUGAACCCAAGCUUAUAUUUUAUUUUAUUUGUCUUUAAUUAAUGUAAUAACACUCAUAAAUACUUCA
Messenger RNA from Mercenaria mercenaria, 7198 nucleotides. RefSeq lists its product as uncharacterized. The transcript is spliced from 10 exons. Bases 1 to 3444 code for a protein of 1147 amino acids. The record is from RefSeq and is a predicted model, not a curated record. NCBI's taxonomy places the organism in Eukaryota, Metazoa, Mollusca, Bivalvia, Venerida, Veneridae. Gene Ontology annotation, biological process: Notch signaling pathway; protein ubiquitination.